Messenger RNA from Brienomyrus brachyistius, 1199 nucleotides. RefSeq names its product phosphomannomutase 2 (gene pmm2). Gene Ontology annotation, molecular function: phosphomannomutase activity. Gene Ontology annotation, cellular component: cytosol. NCBI's taxonomy places the organism in Eukaryota, Metazoa, Chordata, Actinopteri, Osteoglossiformes, Mormyridae. Bases 146 to 898 code for a protein of 250 amino acids. Gene Ontology annotation, biological process: mannose metabolic process; GDP-mannose biosynthetic process; protein N-linked glycosylation. The transcript has 8 exons. The record is from RefSeq and is a predicted model, not a curated record.
GGUGGACAAGGAAGAGGUUUAACAUACUGACGUGUAAGAAGGAGUCCCACCUCUGCAUGUUUUUCCUCAUUCAUUGUAUCUUUGAUAACUUUGUCAUAUAAUAAAGCAGAAUACUGUUAGCUGGCUGUAUCUGCCGAUAAUUAAAAUGGCACAGCCAAGCGUGGAUAAAUCAACACUUUGCUUAUUUGAUGUCGAUGGGACUCUUACCGCAGCUCGACAAAGAGUGACCCCUGACAUGGAGGAGUUUUUGGCCAACCUACGAAAGAAAGUAAGAGUUGGAGUUGUUGGGGGAUCCGACUUCAGCAAAAUUAAAGAGCAACUAGGAAAUGAUGUGUUGGAUAAGGUUGAUUAUGUGUUUGCUGAAAAUGGGUUGGUUGCCUACAAGAAUGGGACAUUGCUGUCUGUACAGAGUAUUCAAGCAUACUUGGGUGAGGAACUCUUGCAGGACUUCAUCAAUUUUUGUCUGGAUUACCUAGCAAAAAUUAAACUUCCUAAGAAGAGAGGAACUUUUAUCGAAUUCCGUAAUGGCAUGUUGAACAUCUCUCCGGUGGGCAGAAGCUGUAGCCAAGAAGAGCGAGUCGAGUUCUUUGAACUUGACAAAAGAGAGCACAUCAGAGAGAAGUUUGUAGCAGUUUUACGGAAAGAAUUUGCAGGCAAAGGACUUAUGUUUUCAAUAGGUGGCCAGAUCAGCUUUGAUGUUUUUCCUGAAGGAUGGGAUAAACGUUACUGUCUGGGAAUUUUAGAGAACGAUUCCUAUGAGACCAUUCAUUUCUUCGGAGACAAAACCAAACCAGGUGGUAAUGACUAUGAGAUCUAUACAGACCCCAGAACCAUUGGACAUGAAGUAACGUGUCCCAAGGACACCAAGCAGAUCUGUGAAGAAGUCUUCUUUAAAUGAAACCUUGAAGAUCCAAGGAAUUGGGCGUGGUUAGAUUUGGAAUUGAAAAAAGAAGAAGCUUCUUAUGAAGGACAUUCCCGAAGCUGCCCAGUUGCACAUGCACACAAUAAAAAUGGCCAUUUCAUUUUGAUUUCUUUUUACCCGACGAGUUGUGAAAAUCUAGGGUUUCCAAGGAGGAAUGUACUGCUAUAAUCUGUAGUGGGUAGCCACAGCUGUAUAUUCUGCUUGCUCAGAUCUUAGCUACUUUUCAAAUCCACUUUUGAGAGUAAUAAAGUUACUGCAAUAUGCCAUUUUACUCUGA